GAGGGGUCCCUGCUCGGGUGACAGGUCCGUCCCUGAGGGCGGAGCGGGGGCCGCCUGCGGCGCGGCGGGGCGAGGAAUCCGUUCGGCUCCAUCCCCCGGCAUAGUCCUCCCGUCCCGGCCCCUGAGGAAGGAGCGGCGCCGCGCUCGCUUCCAGCACCGCCAUGUCCGGCCAGAGCCUCACCGACCGCAUCACGGCGGCACAGCACAGCGUGACCGGCUCGGCGGUCUCCAAAACCGUCUGCAAGGCCACAACCCACGAGGUCAUGGGGCCCAAGAAGAAGCACCUGGACUAUUUAAUCCAGUGCACGAAUGAGAUGAAUGUGAACAUCCCACAGCUGGCAGACAGUUUGUUUGAAAGAACUACCAACAGUAGCUGGGUGGUGGUCUUCAAAUCUCUCAUCACAACCCAUCAUCUAAUGGUGUAUGGAAAUGAGCGCUUCAUCCAGUAUCUGGCGUCCAGAAACACGUUGUUUAAUUUGAGCAACUUCCUAGACAAAAGUGGAUUGCAAGGCUAUGACAUGUCAACAUUUAUCAGGCGGUAUAGCAGGUACCUGAAUGAAAAGGCAGUUUCCUACAGACAGGUGGCUUUUGACUUCACAAAAGUAAAAAGAGGGGCCGAUGGAGUAAUGAGAACAAUGAGCACAGAAAAACUCCUCAAAACUGUACCCAUUAUACAGAACCAAAUGGAUGCGCUGCUUGAUUUCAACGUCAAUAGCAAUGAACUUACAAAUGGUGUAAUUAAUGCUGCCUUCAUGCUUCUCUUCAAAGAUGCCAUUAGACUGUUUGCGGCAUAUAACGAAGGGAUUAUUAACCUCUUGGAAAAGUACUUUGAUAUGAAAAAGAACCAGUGUAAAGAAGGCCUUGAUAUAUAUAAGAAGUUCCUCACUAGAAUGACACGGAUCUCAGAGUUCCUCAAAGUUGCAGAGCAAGUUGGAAUUGACAGAGGAGACAUACCAGAUCUUUCCCAGGCACCGAGUAGCCUUCUUGAUGCUUUGGAGCAACAUUUAGCUUCUCUAGAAGGAAAGAAAAUCAAAGAUUCCACAGCUGCAAGCAGGGCUACCACCCUUUCCAAUGCAGUUUCUUCCCUUGCAAGCACUGGCCUGUCUCUGACAAAAGUUGAUGAAAGGGAAAAACAAGCUGCAUUAGAGGAGGAACAGGCUCGCUUGAAAGCUUUAAAGGAGCAACGUCUAAAAGAACUUGCAAAGAAACCUCAUACCUCUUUAACAACCGCAGCUUCUCCUGUGUCAACUGCAGCAGGAAGCGUAAUGACUACACCAGCCAUUGAUAUCUUUUCUACUCCUAGCUCUUCAAACAGCACUUCAAAGCUGCCAAAUGACCUGCUUGAUUUGCAGCCAACUUUUCAUCCUUCCGUACAUCCAAUAUCUGCUGCUCCGCAAGUAGGAAGCACCUGGGGAGGGUUCACUCCAUCCCCUGUUGCUCAACCACAGCCGUCAGCUGGCCUUAAUGUUGACUUUGAGUCUGUGUUCGGAAACAAAUCUUCUAAUGUUGUCCUAGAUUCUGGUGGCUUUGAUGAAUUAGGUGGUCUCCUAAAACCAACAGUGGCCUCCCAAAACCAGAGUCUUCCAGUUGCCAAAGUACCACCUAACAAGUUAGUGUCAGAUGAUCUGGAUUCAUCUUUAGCCAAUCUUGUAGGCAAUUUGGGCAUUGGAAAUGGAACUACUAAAAAUGAUGUAAAUUGGACUCAGCCAAGUGAAAAGAAACUAACAGGCGGUUCCAACUGGCAACCCAAGAUUGCACCUACGACUGCGUGGAAUGCUCCAACGCUGAAUGGCAUGCAUUUUCCACAAUACGCACCACCUGUAAUGGCGUAUCCUGCCACAACGCCGACGGGAAUGAUGGGCUAUGGGAUGCCAUCGCAGAUGGGAGGUAUACCAGUAAUGACACAGCCAACUUUAAUAUACAGCCAGCCAGUGAUGAGACCACCAAAUCCUUUCGGCCCUGUACCAGGAGCACAGAUUCAGUUUAUGUAACUGUUAGAUGGAAGAGAACAGAACGUUUCCAAAUAGAUGUGCUCACCAGUAAGCCCCCACUUCCAGGAAAAAAAGAACUUCAGUCUGUCAAGCUCUCCUCUUCCGCUGAACGGCGCGGUGAAAUGAUGAAGACCAAUGAAGGAACCUGGGACAGCUCCAUAGGAAAGCAUCAGCACCGGAGGCAAAGCCAAGACUUGCCACGAGUCCAGACUACGAUCCUGGUUUUGUGCUGGUGACUGACACGCCGAUGCUUUCAGCUUCUAAUAAUAACCAUAAUCAGUAACGUAGAAAGAGAAGCCUGUAUUCUGGAAAUUGCCGUUGGUGUUUGGAAGUGCUGUGUGGAAUGGAGGCGUGUCCUUUACCGUAACGCAAAGCGAGACUCUGUGGGGAGGGGAGGGUCCAAUCCUAACUCUUAAUUCUGCAGUUACCUUUUCUUCAGUCCUCACAAACGUAGGCACAGCAGUAAUGGAAAUUAACUUUUUUAAGAAAAUUAUAUAUUCAGUUUGCAGUAGACAUUCCUUAUGUAUUAUUGUUUGUAUUUAUUUAUGAUUAUCAAUUUAACAUUAAUAUUGUAUCAAAAAAAAACUCCUUAUGAAAAUGAGUAUGGAUGUAUACAGUAUGUCUGAUUUUUAUCCACAAAGAAUGAAUCUGAUUCAGAAUGCUUUUCAGCUGACAUACAGAGCACUAAAUAUUUUAAAGGUCUGAAUCUAAUGAAUUCUCAGCAUAUAUGGGAAUUAGGGAAGAGCUGUAAAAUGCAUUAAUCCUUAUAGUCAAUUCUGUGCCUAGGAUUUUGCAAGGGAACAGUUAACUGACUAGAAGAAGCACUACAUUUUUAAUUCAGCAUUAGUGCGUUGGGAAGGAACUUUAUCGCUUUGUGCUUGGCAUGUCAUUAUUUUUACAUUUGACAUUAUAAGGCCUUUCCAAAAUGAAUGUGAGGAAUUGCUUUCACUUUAAGACUUUCCUUCUCUGUAAAAAAAAAAAAUAAUAAUAAAAAUUGAGGUGUUGCGCGUCGGGGCGGGGGGAAGCCUUUUCAUUUGGCUAGUGCCAUGUCUGUGGUCACGUACCUUCUCAGAGCUAAAAGGGGGAGCAGCCUCCUGACAGCCAUCUCGUCGGACUUCAGUGACUGAAGAAUUAAAGUAGCGCUGUUGAUCGGUGCUUUGUGUAAAUACAUCGUAACUUCUGGGUAGAGAGGGGCCUUCGGAAGGAUAGUCAGGGAUAUGAAAGCAAUUCUGUACAUGAGUUAAGCAUACUUGCUGCAUUGUCUCUGCAGAUUCUAUUUUUGUUUAAAAUAUUAAAAUGUACGUUAGCAAAAAUGGGUGGAUUUUCAAAUAAAAUGCAGCUUCCACAGAAUUUUGUUACGGUA
Numida meleagris (helmeted guineafowl) is the source of this 3354-nucleotide messenger RNA. RefSeq names its product phosphatidylinositol binding clathrin assembly protein (gene PICALM). Gene Ontology annotation, molecular function: 1-phosphatidylinositol binding; clathrin heavy chain binding; phosphatidylinositol-4,5-bisphosphate binding. Gene Ontology annotation, biological process: synaptic vesicle budding from presynaptic endocytic zone membrane; clathrin coat assembly; clathrin-dependent endocytosis. Lineage: Eukaryota; Metazoa; Chordata; Aves; Galliformes; Numididae. The transcript is spliced from 20 exons. The record is from RefSeq and is a predicted model, not a curated record. The coding region runs from base 162 to 1991 and encodes 609 amino acids. Gene Ontology annotation, cellular component: extrinsic component of presynaptic endocytic zone membrane; synaptic vesicle; clathrin-coated vesicle.